UCGAGAGGCACAGAGCGCUUUAUUGGGGAUUUUUACCCUCUUUUACUCUCAUUUACCGAACAACUCAAAACCCUCGACAGCGCUAAAAGAUAUUAUUUUUACCAUUCACACCACUGUAAAAUGGAGCGGUUCGCCGGCGACGGUGGAGCUCCGAGCAUGGAGAUGGCGUUCCCGGACCAUGUGGCGCCGUUUCCCGAAGCGGUGGAGCUUAUCUACGCGCAUCCGACGGCGGCGAUUCACUCGUCCGCGGAGCUAAUCGGGCACGGCCAGACCCUGCCGCCGAAGAAACUCCGUCCGAUCAGGUGCUGCAGUGUCCGGUAUCCGGAAGCCCUCUCCGGGACUCUAGGGAGUUGCUCGACGGAGGAGGAGGAGGUGGGGUUUCUUGACGUAGUACGCAGCGAGUGCUUUGAGGCUCCGGGGAAAGCUUGUGCCGGUGAAGCUGUGAAAGGCGGUGGCUUUGGUGGUGGUUUGAUGGGAGAUGACCCGGAUAUAGUCGGUUCGGGUCCGGGUACGGGUGAGUGGGGUCCUAGCUGUGAGUACGAAGCCGAGGAGUCUAGCUCAUCUUCAGAUGAUGAGAAUGGUUGUGAUGAUUCAACAGCAAACUUCAGAGAACCUAUGAACGGGAAGAGGAAGAGAAAAUCAAGGAGAAAGCUUGAGCUUUUUCUGGAAAAUUUGGUUACUAAAGUGAUGGAGAGGCAGGAGCAGAUGCAUAAGCAGUUGAUAGAGAUAAUAGAGAAGAGGGAGAGGGAGAGAAUAAUCAGAGAAGAAGCUUGGAAGCAGCAGGAGAUGCAAAGAAUGAAAAGGGAGGAGGAGUUGAGAGCUCAAGAGACAUCUCGAAGCCUAGCCCUCAUUUCCUUCAUCCAGAAUCUGUUGUGCCAAGAAAUUCAAAUUCUCGAACCUGUAACCACUCAAUGCAAGGGAGAGGAUGGAGGUCAAAUGGGUAUGCAAAAUGACAUUAAGUGUAAUCCAAAUAACAGAAGAUGGGACGAGGCAGAAGUACAAGCGCUGAUUACACUUCGAUCUGCUUUGGAACAUAAUGUUCCCCUUACAGGCUCCAAACAAUCUAUAUGGGAGGAGAUAUCUGUUGGGUUGCGCAGUAUGGGCUACAACCGGACUGCAUUGAUGUGUAAACAGAAAUGGGCGGGCAUCAACAGGAACUUCAGAGGGAAGAAGCAUCCUACUGAUGAUGAUGCUAUGGAGUUAGCCUGAAAUCGACUGCUGGACUGGAGUUGGUAUUGCCUUUUAUUCUUCCUCUGUUCAUUCUAGCUUUUGUUAGCAACUGGUAGUUGGCAAUAUUGGCAUGCAAGCUUAAAGAGUUCUAAAUUGGUUGAUACCCUUAUCAUAUACCUGGGCUUUGGUAGCUGGUGAACGUGCAUAUCCUGAAGGUGAUCGAUUUUGUCAGCAAGGUUUUGGGGGUCGGAGUUUUACAAUUAAAAUUUGCCAUGUAUCCGGUAAGCCACAACAUUGUUCAGGCCCUUCUGCCUAAGACUUAUUUUUCAUGAAUGGAGACAUCUAGUUGAAUAAACGA
Molecule: messenger RNA, 1528 nt
Organism: Corylus avellana
Lineage: Eukaryota; Viridiplantae; Streptophyta; Magnoliopsida; Fagales; Betulaceae
Product: Homeodomain-like superfamily protein
Source: RefSeq, a predicted model, not a curated record